Messenger RNA from Quercus lobata, 1351 nucleotides. RefSeq lists its product as uncharacterized. The record is from RefSeq and is a predicted model, not a curated record. The transcript is spliced from 7 exons. Lineage: Eukaryota; Viridiplantae; Streptophyta; Magnoliopsida; Fagales; Fagaceae. Bases 239 to 685 code for a protein of 148 amino acids.
CAAAAACACAAAGACCAUCAAAUUGCUCUGCAGUUAUGGCGGGAAAAUCCUCCCUCGCUACACUGAUGGCACUCUUCGUUACGCCGGUGGCCUGACAUGGGUCCUCACCAUCGAUCGCUCUAUUUCUUUCACAGGUUUGUGUGCUCUUCCAUUUUCAUAUUCGAUUUUUGUGAAUUCGUUUGGUUUUUUGUGAAUAAUUAAUCAAAAUUUUUUUUUUCUUGUUGUUCUUAUUGAGUUAAUGGUGAAGCUCGGAGAGUUCUGUGGCUCAUCGGUGAAUCUUCGGUGUCAAUUGCUGAUCGGCGACUUGGAAACCCUAAUUUCUAUCACGUCUGACGAUAGGUUGAGGCGCAAUGGUCGACGAUCCUAUCUCCGACGAGGACCUGCCGUUGAUAGUCAGAGCUUUCUCCUCCGCCCUUUUGUCCGAUUACAGCUUUCUCAACGUACUAUUUCAGGGUCAUUAUUAAAGUAUCUCUCAAAGUUGCAGGUUGAUGAAGAGCCAGCAAUCAGAACAAAUACUACCAUUUUACUUGGGAAUAUUGCAAGUCACCUAAAUGAAGGGGGAUCAUGGCUCUAUGAGCCACCAAUGCUUAUUAUGACGUCACUGAGAUUGCAACUCGGAUUCUACCGAAUGUCGUUGUACUUACCAUUGAUCCUGACAGGCUCUCGCUUGAUGAACGGUUCAUGAACUUAUUCUUCUGUCUCUCAAGAUUCUGCUUUUUAGGGUGGUUGUUCCUACGCCGGGUUUAAGCCCCAAUAGCGAGUUUGAUUAAACUAGUGGCCCUAUAAAGUUUGUUCUUACAUAUGAAAUAAUGGCUCAAGUUAUAUUUUAAUGGAUCAUUUGAUCACAUGAAUAUUGAUGCUACCAGGUACCAUCCCUUUCUUUCUUAAUAAGUUAAUAUAUUAAUAUAUUAAGAUACUUAUCCCCUGUCCCACAUAUAUUACUGCACCUUUAAAUAGUGGUACCUUCUAUUGAAAUAAAUAUUUGGUUGAUGUAGGUAAUGAUCUAGUCUAUUUUAUAAAUUGUUGUCAAGAAAUUUUAAAGUUGAAAUUCGAUUGCAGUGUCCAAAAUUUGGAAAUUAUUGAGCCAUUUCAUUCAAACCUCAUUUGGAAGCUGUGUUAAUGCAAUUGCAUUGUUUUUCUUCUAGGUUUUGAAGAAAGACAUGGAUGUAUAUCAGCUCCAGUGGUAUGGUUAUUGUCUGUUUAGGGCCCUUGCAUGUUUGCAUAAGCAGGAUUUGCAAAGCAAGUACACUAUUGGAAGUAAGCUCUGCCAUUUUAAUCCUUAUAAGUUGUCCUACAUGAAUCUUUGUCCACUGUAUGAGUAAUUUCUCUUGUUGGCUACUUAGUUAUGUUC